Messenger RNA from Wyeomyia smithii (pitcher-plant mosquito), 2837 nucleotides. RefSeq lists its product as uncharacterized. The coding region runs from base 174 to 2837 and encodes 887 amino acids. Lineage: Eukaryota; Metazoa; Arthropoda; Insecta; Diptera; Culicidae. Gene Ontology annotation, biological process: sensory perception of sweet taste; detection of chemical stimulus involved in sensory perception of taste. The record is from RefSeq and is a predicted model, not a curated record. Gene Ontology annotation, cellular component: membrane. Gene Ontology annotation, molecular function: sweet taste receptor activity. The transcript has 10 exons.
UUCGGCUGUAAUUAGCACGAACCAUCAUUAGAAUUCUGAUUACAUACACGGUCGUUUCCUACACACGGCCGGAAAUUAAUCAUUGCAAAACAAGCUAGUAUAGCAUGAGAACCCUUUACCACUGUGACACAGUUUCAGUUUAAAAUUGCCACUACAUCUUGUUCUGUCCCGAAAUGUAUCAUCCGUUCUGGCGAAAUCCGUACGUCCUAUGGACUAAGAGCACCCUCCUGGUGGUGCAAGAUACUUUCGAACAAGAACAUAUUGUUAGUGAACAGCAUGAAUCGAUAGAAGACGAUUAUUUUCAUGCUGCUAUUGCACCUGUGCUCAAAAUAUCUCAACUAUUCGGAGUUUUCCCCCUUUCCAACGUAAUGGAGCGUCUUCCGGAGAAACUCUGCUUCAAAGCGACCUCUCUGACAUGUUUUAUCAGCUCGAUUGUCAUUUUCGGCGGAUACUUCGUGUCGGUGCUGAGCGUCAAAAGGUUUGCGGCAAAAGGAAUCAAUAUUAUCAACAUCGCGGAGCCGUUUUUCUUCGCCAUAAAUGCCACAAGUACUGCACUUUUCUGGCAGUUGGCUAAACAAUGGAGUGCUUUGCUGAUCGAAUGGCAAAGCAUAGAGAAAACAUUUCUGCGAAAUCCUUUCCGCAGAUUACCGCUGAAACGAAAGAUACGGACUAUAGCGCUUGUGGUAUUGCUGCUGGCACUCGUUGAGCACCUGUUGUCGAUCGGUAACAACGUCAGCAAUAUUCGCAGAGAGGCAAAAAUUUGUAACUGGACAAUCACCGAACCCUUUAAAUACUUUUGUCUUAAAACUUAUACUUCCGCGUUUUCGACUAUUUCCUACAACUUGCCAGUAGCGAUUUAUAAUGAGUACAUCGUUCUAUCGAUGACGUUCGCGUGGAACUUCGUAGACCUGUUCGUCGUCCUAGUAAGUAUCGGACUUUCGAUCAGGUUCAACCAACUAAACCGCUACAUCGCAGAUAGGAUCGACCAGCCGAAGCCUACAUCCGAGGAUUACUGGGAACGGAUCCGUAUCCAUUACGUGUCCCUGUGCGAACUUGUCGAGAUGCUGAACCGCUCCGUCAGCCGGUUGGUCUUUGUAUCGUAUGCCAACGAUUUGUACUUCAUUUGCUUGCAGAUUAUGAACGCCUCUCAGGAGCAGCCCUUUCUCAUUAAUAAAAUCUACUUUACCUACUCGUUUAUAUUUUUGCUGCUGCGGGCUUUCCUGAUGUUUUGGUAUAGUGCACAGGUUCAGGAUGCCAGCCAUCAGCCGUGCAAACUCGCUCUGCGAGUGCCCAACGAGGAGUACUGUAACGAGUUGGAGCGGGUACAAAUGUAUUCCAAACGGGGUGUUAGUCUCACCGGGAUGGGAGUGUUUCUGGUGUCAAGGAAAAUUCUACUUACGAUUACCGGAACGAUAAUAACCUACGAGCUGGUUCUGCUAGCCUACAGGAGACGCUCGGAUGAGGAGCAGUCGGCAGGCAGCACCGACCGGGAAUGUGAACCACUGCAACUAACUACCCUACAUAUACUCCAGACUCACAUAAAGGCAACUGACAAACAACUAUCGUUUUAUUGUAAGCCGAAAGAAAUCCCCGAAGCAACAAUGAAACCUCUAAACUCCUUCAAUGAAGCAAUGCGGCCCGUGAUCCUGACCUUUCAGCUGAUGGGAACGUUUCCGAUGAGUGGAUUAUUUCAACGGGAUAGUCUCGCGAUUCGGUUUAAGUGGUUUUCGAUUCAAACUGUUGUCUCUCUAGUGUUUGUAAUGGUCGGACUGCUCAUGUGUUACAUCGAAUACGAACGUUUGGAAAAAGUUGGUGUUAAUGCAAGAAACAUUAUCGGAAUUCUUUUCUACAUCGAUACGGUAAUCAUCAUGGCGCUGAUGGUAAACCUCGCCAGAAGAUGGAGAUCGCUCGCGACCAAAUGGAGAUACGUCGACAGUAUUGUUCCUAUCACAGGAAAAUCCAAUACCUAUUUGCGGGUUAAAAUCAAAUGGACCGCUUGGAUGGUGAUCUUGUGUGCUUUAGUUGAGCAUAUGUUGUCUAAAACAGCCGAUGUGUACAAUCAAUACCGAGAAGCUCAGUUCUGUCAUUGGGACGUACGUGAUUUUCCUCGAUACUUCGCAUCCAGACAUUAUUCAUUCGUUUUUAAACACGUUAAUUAUAACAUAUUAAUUCUCAUGUGUUUCGAGUAUGCCAACGCGGCUCUCACGAUGGCCUGGACCUGCCAAGACCUGAUGAUUAUCCUAGUCUCGCUGGGCUUGAUAACAUACUUCAAACAUAUCCACGAAAAGAUUCGUCAGUUCGCUAAUGGCAUAAUGAUUGCGAACGAGCAAUUCUGGAUCGAAAUUCGCUCGCAGUAUGUGCAGUUGUGUGAUCUUGUUGAUACGGCAAACAAUUUACUAGCCUCGCUCAUCAUCAGCUCCUGUGGAACGAAUUUGUACCUGAUCUGCUUCCAGCUGCUCAACAUCAGCCGUAAAGAGGAAAGCUUAGCAUCGGCCAUCAAUCACUGGUAUUCUCUGAUUUACCUCAUCUCGAAAACGGCCCUAGUUUUCUAUACGGCUUCAAUGGUCAAUGAAGCUGCUCUGGCACCACGAUCAGUUUGCAUUAUGGUCCCAAAUAUCGGUUGGUGCCUAGAGCUGGAUCGAUUUGCCUGUCAACUUCGUACCGCACGGGUGGCACUUUCGGGAAUGGGAUUUUUUCAUUUAACCAAACGAACCAUGAUGGCGAUGGCAGGAACGGUAGCGACUUACGAAUUAGUCAUGCUUAAGUUCGCUGAGAAUACCGAAGGAAUUGGAGAUGUUGCUCCGUGUUCAGCCCUAGCUUUUUCGAAGGAUGUUUAG